UCGACCUAUGUGGAACUGUCUUCACGCGGACAUAUUUGUUUACAAGCGGAGGCAGCUGUUGGAAGCUAACGGCUCCGUUAGCCAAACUUAACACUGCGUUUUCCGUUUGGAUAAAGUUAUAGCUUGUCAGCCAUGGGGAAGUCGUUUGCAAAUUUCAUGUGUAAGAAGGAUUUUCACCCUGCGUCGAAGUCAAACAUCAAAAAGGUAUGGAUAGCAGAGCAGAAACUGAGUUUCGAGAAGAAAAAGCAAGAAGACCUCAUGCAGGCAUAUCUGAAAGAGCAGGAAACUUACAACAACAGGUUGUUGAUGGGGGAUGAUCGUGUUAAAAAUGGCCUCAAUUUCAUGUAUGAGGCUCCACCUGGAGCAUCCAAAGAGGAAAAGAAAGAGGAGGGAGAGGAAGAGUACAAAUUUGAGUGGCAGAAGGGAGCUCCUCGAGAGAAAUAUGCAAAGGAUGACAUGAAUAUUAGAGAUCAGCCAUUUGGGAUCCAGGUGCGCAACGUGAGAUGCAUCAAAUGUCACAAAUGGGGCCAUGUGAACACAGACAGAGAGUGUCCUCUAUAUGGGCUGUCGGGUAUCAAUGCCAGCUCUGUGGCCUCAGAGGAGGCAGCAGGUCCGUCGAUGCACCCCUCAGAGUUAAUGGCAGAGAUGCGAAACAGUGGGUUUGCCCUGAAAAAAUGUGUCCUUGGUAGGAAUGCUACUGUUUGUGAUCCAUCGCAGGAAUAUGUUGCCAGCGAUGAAGAGGACGAUCCUGAGGUGGAAUUUCUGAAGUCAUUAACGACCAAGGAAAAACAGAAACUCCUCAGAAAACUCGAUCGCCAGGAAAAGAAGGAGGCCAAGAAAAAGAAGAGCAAAAAACAGAAAAAGAAAAGCAAAAGAAAACACACAAAGAAGCAUGAAAGCAGUGGCAGCUCCAGUGACUCCUCCAGUAGCAGCAGCAGUGAUAGUGGUUCAGAUUCAGACAGCCAUGGUAAGUUCAAGAGCCAGAAGCGAAAGAAGAACAAGAAAAGAGAUUCCUGUCGGGAUAACAGCUCUAAGAGCGAGCAACGAGUCAAGAGUCAGAGAAAGGCCUCCUCUCACAGGAGCAGGUCACCGAGCCCUCACGCUGGACAGAGGCGGCCUGAAGAGGAGUCCCGAGAUUACAGAGAAAUACGGGCAGAGAGGGGAAGGAGCAGGAGUCGAAAUCGCAGCCUGGAGGACAAGAUCAAGUCGGAGGGAGGUCAAGAGAGAAAGAGACACGCCAGCAGGGACAGGCAGGGACCUAGCAGCUCCAAGUCUGGUUUGGACCGAAGUAGGAGCCGCGAGAGAGGCAGGGAGGACAGAGGUAAAGACAGGCAUCGCAGCAGAGAUGGUGAGAGGAACAGAAGUAGCACAGAUGGAAGGAAAGGCAGAACAGCAGAUGGGAGGAGCAGAAGCAGGGAAAGGGGGAAAGAAAGGGAGGGCAGAGGAAGAAGUAGGAGUAGGAGUAGGGAUAGAAGAGACAGAAGCCAAGAAGGAGCUAAAAGAAAGCACUGAUUGUUUUUAUUUUUAACUUUCUUUUCCCUCAAACAAAGCGUGAAAAUGUUUUUUUCUUUAUUGUUAAGUAGGUCUCUUGAUAAUCCCUCAGAGUCCCUCUAUUUAAAAAUCGUGUAGAUGAAGUGUAGAUGAAGUAUAUGUGGGUCUCUUUCUCUUCCAGUAGAGGGAAGCAGUGGACAGAAAAUGUCUAGCUGCAGCUCAUUGCGCCCGUGUGUUGUCUCGUACGAAAGGGUCUAAAUUAAUUGAUUACCAUUGGAAGCAAUUUGCAGCUAUGAUCUGUUGAUGGGAAAAUGUUGGACUCAUUUUCAUGGUCACUUGGCCGCUUUAAAGACUAUUUCUGUCGCUGCAGUUUUUAUCCUCCUUUCAUUAUUGUGUCUUUUUUUUGAAAAUAUCGACAUUGUAUAAGCUGUGGUGCUUAGACGGCUGUUGACCCCUGAAAAAAUCAGGACUUACAUUUUUUUGAUUAAAUGUUUAAUUCUCUCA
Lates calcarifer (barramundi perch) is the source of this 1995-nucleotide messenger RNA. RefSeq names its product corepressor interacting with RBPJ, CIR1 (gene cirsr). Gene Ontology annotation, molecular function: transcription corepressor activity. Gene Ontology annotation, biological process: negative regulation of DNA-templated transcription. The record is from RefSeq and is a predicted model, not a curated record. The coding region runs from base 133 to 1512 and encodes 459 amino acids. Gene Ontology annotation, cellular component: nucleus. NCBI's taxonomy places the organism in Eukaryota, Metazoa, Chordata, Actinopteri, Centropomidae. The transcript has 10 exons.